Molecule: messenger RNA, 4061 nt
Organism: Nerophis ophidion (straightnose pipefish)
Lineage: Eukaryota; Metazoa; Chordata; Actinopteri; Syngnathiformes; Syngnathidae
Gene: arid3a
Product: AT-rich interactive domain 3A
Exons: 9
Coding region: 537-2228 (563 amino acids)
Biological process (GO): regulation of transcription by RNA polymerase II
Cellular component (GO): nucleus
Molecular function (GO): DNA binding
Source: RefSeq, a predicted model, not a curated record
CCCACGCCUCCGUGGGCUCUCUCUCGCAUCGACAGCCAAACCUCCGACAACACAAUUACACGCCGAGGCCGGGUGGACAGAUAUCAUGCGGUCACUUGCGACGAGUUUACUCGUAGCAGAUAAACACGAGCGCCAUCUGUCUCCUUGCGGUGCGUGGAGCUUUUUCCCCCCGCGGAGUGUCAUUUAGGGUGGGGGGUCAGUGUCGGGGGAAUCAGGAAUGCUUCUUCCGGUCUCAAAGAGUGUGAACAACUAGCGGAAGUCGAAGUGGUUUUUGUAGUCUGUCAACAAAGUAUCAGAUUCCUACCUGUGCGCCUCACCGACAUCGCCAGUCCCCUCCUUCGUCUUUUACUUCAAGACCCCUGGAUCUCUUCCGCGUCUCCUCACUGGACAACUACCUCCUAUCCACUCGUGCAAUCUGCAAUUUCAGGCCAGAAGAACCAACCGUCAUCCCCCGGACGAACCCACAACUGGUGCUUCCUCAGUGGGGGAGGGAGGGGAAGGAAGGCAGUGUAACAUUGUGCCGCUCCCCCCCAGAGAUGAAGCUGCAGGCCGUCAUGGAGAACCUGCACAGGCAGCAGAGGGCCAAGCUGAUGAUGGAGCAGCAGCUUCAGCAGCAAGCGGCCAUCCAGCACUCCCAGAUCCGCAUCAGUGCAGGAGCGGGCGACGAGUCCAUAAACAUCCCGGCCGCUGACAACGAGCAGGCCCAGUUGGUGGCCCUGGCGGCCAUGCGUGCGGCUGCGGCUGGAUUACAGAGGGUGUCGGACAGCCACAUAUCGGACAGCCGCAUGUCAGACAGCCGCAUGUCGGAGCGAAGCAGCGGCAGCGAGGAGGAAGGUGAAGACGACGACAACGAAGGCGAGGAAGAGCAAUACAAAGACAUGAUGGGGUCGGAGGAGGAGGAGCAGAUCAAACAGAAGUGGGACGAGGAGGACUUUGAAGGCGAGAUGGAGGAAGACUUCGACGACGACCUGGCGGAGGAAGGGCUGCCGACAGGCCACAACGCGGUGGUGCCCGGGAAAGGCAUUCUCCUACUGCCACACCGCCAGCUCCACCCUCACUCUCAGCUGCUGAAAGCCCGGCCCAGCAUCGACCAAGAGCCCCGUGUAGCCAUCUUGCCUCCGAACGCCACACACAGCCUCCAAGGGGGCCAAGACCAUGGGGAGUGGACCUAUGAGGAGCAGUUCAGACAGCUCUAUGAACUGGAUGGCGACCCAAAAAGAAAAGAGUUUCUGGACGACCUCUUCAGCUUCAUGCAGAAAAGAGGUACCCCGGUGAAUCGUAUUCCCAUCAUGGCCAAGCAGGUCCUGGAUCUGUACAUGCUCUAUAGGCUGGUGACAGAGAAGGGCGGCUUGGUGGAGGUCAUCAACAAGAAACUGUGGCGGGAGAUCACCAAGGGACUCAACCUGCCUACCUCAAUCACCAGUGCAGCCUUCACCCUCCGCACACAAUACAUGAAGUACCUGUACCCGUACGAAUGUGAAAAGAGGGGCCUCAGCAACCCCAACGAACUCCAGGCGGCCAUUGACAGCAAUCGGCGGGAAGGCCGACGGCAGAGCUUCGGCGGCUCUCUCUUCACCUACUCGCCCAACGGCACACCAACCAUGCUGUCUUCGCCAAAGCUCUCCACACCCACAAUGGGCUUGACAGUGGGCACCAAUGGGGCCUCGCUCACCCCCAUUCAGAAGAUCAGGAAAGAAGAGAGCGGUCAACCUAUCGUGGGACUUGGCAUGCCGCGCAUACCGGCGGGAGCCUUGGCGGGUCACUCAGUGGCUGCGGUGCAGGCGGCGGCGGCCCAGGCGGCCAUGGCAGCUCAGGUGGCGGCUUUGGAGCAGCUGAGGGAAAAGCUCGAAGCUGGUGAGCCACCGGAGAAGAAGAUGGCGCUGCCAGCUGAGGAGCACCAUCGACUGCUGCAGAGAGCACUGCAACACAACCUGCUGGCCAUGACAGCACAGAUUCCCCCCAUGAACGUCCGCAUCAACCAACUAGAUAGUAGACAGGACUCGGCCAUGAACCUCACCACCAAUGGCACAAACAGCAUCAGCAUGUCAGUGGAGCUCAAUGGAGUCAUGUACACUGGUGUCCUUUUUGCUCAGGCAGCAGCUGGGUCAGCCCCGUCGGGCGCGUCUCUCUCCAGCAGGGCUGUGGGCAGUCGCCUCGCAUCUCAACCGCCACCACAGCAGCAGCAGCAAAACAUACCUACCUCAACCUCCAACAACCCAGUGUCUUAACAAAGCCUCAGCCUUUCCUCCUUUUAUUUUUUUUUUUUUUUUUAUCUUUUUUUAGAUAUCAUGCUAAGUAAAGCCAAAAAACAAGCUCAUUUUCUACAUAGUCUAUGCCAAAAAAAAAAACAACAACAACAACGAAACCUACACAAAGACACAAACUGUAAGUCAAUCACUUGAAACACACACUCAGGUUUCCUGUCAUCAAUUCACCUCUUUUGUUCUUCAUAGUCAACGAUCAUUUUGGAGGCGAGCCUCCACACAGAGAGCCAGUAUGUGUAAAAGACGUGUGUAUGUACAACCUGUGAAUUAUUUAUUUCUGCAUACAUGUACAGUUAAUGGAAGAACAAAAGAGAAAGGGGGGCAUGCACUGUUUACACUCACAAACACAGCUACUGACAGUAAUGUUUUACAUUCUCUUUAUUUUACUAUAUAUCUAUAUUAUUUUUAUCAUUUAAAUCUUUAUCAAUCCUCUCACUGCAGGGGGUGGGGGGAGAAAUCAUCUAUAUAUUUAGAGGUCUAUAGAAAAAGUACAGAAUAUCUUCUAUUUUUAAUCAGAAAAGCUUUAAAAAGUAUAUAUGGUUUCUCUGGGCGUAUAACAAUGCACCAUUAUGACCUACGUCUGUGGAAAACCAGAGACCUUAUUCACACGGCGGCUGUUUUUCCAGCAGUCUUGUGCUCCUGUUUUGUGGAACGAGACCGGCGUGACAAGUCUCGAAUCUCAAACAGGAGGAUUUUUAGGACUGUAAUGUUUAUUUCUAUUAAUAUAUCGGGCCAGACGAGGUGAUGGCGCGACGUCCCUGCGGAAUUCACGCUGUGUUGACGUCUCCGGUUUUGCAGUAAAGCGUCAAGCUUAGUCUUAGUCCUGGAUGACUGUUCCUGCAAGUACAUUGGUACCUCGGUUUACGGUAGUAAUCAAAAUCGGAUGAAAUCUGAAGCAAUUACAGAUCAUCCAAAUCCGGUCCGAUGAAUCCCAUUCACACACCCCAAAAUAUGUCCAAAAAACACAUUCUAUAGUUUUUUUCAUUAAUUAAAUAGUUUCUUCUUUAUCAUAGUGCUUGAACUUGCAACUUUCUUUGGCCCCAUGGGGACUUACUUUGCAUUUCUACUAGCGACUGAGUCACCAACGUAUUCGAUUGUGGGGAUGAUACACCCCAAAUAAGCGCAAUAUCUAAGCCGUGCAAUAACCUAGAUCGGCGGUCCUCAAACUUUUCUCACCAAGUAACACCUCGGAAAACACUUGCCUCUCCAAUAUUAAAAUACAGUAGCGUAAUAAGCCUAUGUAUUCAUUAAAAACAAGGCAUAUGUUUUAUUGAACAAGUGUAUUUAAUAUUUUUGGUAACAUUACGUACAGUUUGAACAGUAACAACGUGUCUGAAUAUACAAAAAAAAUAAAACACUGUACUUUAAUCAAGUGAUUAUUUGGGGUACCGCUACUGGUACCCGUACCAGAGUUUGACAAUCACUGGCCUAGGUGCAGUGGAAAAUGUAUCAACUUAAUUAUUUGUUAAACAAGGUUCAUAAAUUGAAAAGUUUGUAUAUUGAAGCAAAGUUCUCCAUAAUAAACGUGAAGAAUGGGUUAACAUGAAUUGAUUUACGUGGACCCCAACUUAAACAAGUUGAAAAACUUAUUGGGGUGUUACCAUUUAGUGGUCAAUUGUACGGAAUAUGUACUGAACUGUGCAAUCUACUAAUAAAAGUUUCAAUCAAUCAAUCAAGCCUCGACAAAGGUCCACAUUUUAGUCAAAGUUUAAACACAAUAUAAAGCACUAUACAGCUCUGUGUGUCAAACAUACAUAACAAAGGGACGAUGAAUCAACUUUCUAUUCAAAAACAAAA